Molecule: messenger RNA, 1263 nt
Organism: Prunus armeniaca (apricot)
Lineage: Eukaryota; Viridiplantae; Streptophyta; Magnoliopsida; Rosales; Rosaceae
Source: the annotation of a GenBank genome assembly
AUGAAUAUAAGAUCACACAUCUGUGCCAAAGGAAAUCACUGUAACAAAUUUAGUAAAGAGCUCAGGAUCCUGAGCCAAGACUACACAGAAAAGCUUGAGUUGGGAAAGCCAUCUCGUCCACCUACCCCUCCAUCUCAUCAAAAAGUCCAGAAGGCAAUCCAGCAGCAAUUAACAGAGUCAGGUUCACCAGGUGGAAAACUCAGAUCAAAAUCUUCCAACUUGCAGCAAAGUGAUGACCAAUUGAGUGAGAUAAUAUUGUUCGAGCUACUGAUAAAUGACAGCCAGAGUCCAUCUUUGAAAGCUGCGAAGUAUUUGGCUUCCGGUUCAAUGCAGCAAAUAUCAACUCCAAGGUUGGAAGAUGAUGGAUCUGUUGCGGAACUGGCUACAGUUGCUCCAGAGCCUCCUAGUCCCGUCUCUGUUCUUGAGGUCUCAGCAUAUAGAGAUGAUGCACCAUCUCCUGUAAAGCAGAUGCCAAAUGCCCUCCAAGGUGAGAGUGCUGAAGAUUCUAACCACGGCGAAGGUGAAGAGCAAUGGAACCCUGCAGAUAAGCUUGACAGCAUGGGAACUGGUCUUAGCUCGGAGAUCAAUCGCAAGAAACUGAAAAACAUUGAAAACCUAGUUCAGAAGCUUAGACGAUUGAACUCAAAUCACGAUGAGCAAGAACAGAUUAUAUUGCAUCACUCUGCGAGAACACAAAUCCAGACCACAGAUACAUUUCUGAAUAUUCUCCAUCCCUCAGGCCAUCCCAUCAACCCCGAGUUAUUUUAUGUUUUGGAGCAAACCAAGGCAAGCAGUUUGCUUGCAAAAGAAGAAUGCAUCCCUGAGAAGGUAACCCAUGCGAAUCAAGAAAGAGAGAAAUUUCAUCGAAAACUCAUAUUUGAUGCAGUCAAUGAAAUUCUUGUUGACAAGUUGGACUUAGUUGGCAUCCCUCCUGAGCCAUGGUUGAGGCCUAACAAACUGGCCAAGAAGACCCUUAAUGCACAAAAGCUGCUGAAGGAACUGUCUUGCGAGAUAGAACAACUGCAAACCAAUAAAUUGGAGUGCAGCUUAGAGGAUGAGGAUGAUGGUUUGAAAAGCAUUUUGUGUGAGGAUGUGAUGCAUCGGUCAGAAAGUUGGACAGUUUUCCAUGGUGACGUGUCUGGUGUAGUGUUAGACGUUGAACGACUGAUCUUCAAGGAUUUGGUUGACGAAAUCGUUAUUGGUGAGGCAGCUAGUUUUCGAGCAAAACCAGCUAGGCGCCGUAGGCAGCUGUUUGCUAGAUAG